Acanthamoeba castellanii str. Neff is the source of this 1723-nucleotide messenger RNA. RefSeq names its product aldehyde dehydrogenase (NAD) family protein. The annotation marks the transcript as partial. Gene Ontology annotation, cellular component: cytoplasm. The transcript has 14 exons. Gene Ontology annotation, molecular function: aldehyde dehydrogenase (NAD+) activity. The record is from RefSeq and is a predicted model, not a curated record. NCBI's taxonomy places the organism in Eukaryota, Discosea, Longamoebia, Acanthamoebidae. Gene Ontology annotation, biological process: aldehyde metabolic process.
AUGGAAGGAGACGACAGAACGCUAGAGGAGAACAAGGAGCAUAGCCCUGGUGGGGAGGUGCUGCAGUCGGAUGCGGCGGGAGAGGCUGAGAUCCCUGAAAGCAAGAAGGAGAAGAAGAAAAACAAGAAGAAGGCGAAGAAGAAGAAAUCGGCGAGUGGCUCGAAGAGUAGUUCUGCCGCAUCAACGCCGCGAUCGGCCGAGGACAAGGACGAAAAAGCCAAGGAGAAGAUUGAAGAUGAAGAUGAAGCUCUCGCAGAAGACGAAGACGAGGACGAAGAUGACUUUGUGGUAGACGAGGAGUUCCCAGACAUCAGCCGCGUUGUUGGCGCGCUCAGGCGCACCUUCAACAAGGGCAAGACCCAAUCCCUCGACUGGCGCAAAGACCAGCUGAAGGCGUUGAGAGACCUGUUCGUGGAAAACGAGGAGCAGAUCCUGGAGGCUCUCGCCCAAGACCUGGGCCGGUGCCGCAUGGAGAGCGUGCUCUCUGAGAUCUCCACCACCGUCGCCGAAAUCGAUCUCGCCCUGCGCAAUCUGAAGACCUGGGCACACCCGCAGAGGGUGUCGACGCCGCUGGCGCAGAUGAAGGGCCUCUCCCACUCAGAGAUCCACAAGCAGCCACUCGGUGUGGUUCUCAUAAUCGCGCCGUGGAACUACCCCAUCAACCUGUGCCUGGCGCCUCUCGUGGGCGCGCUGGCGGCGGGUAACGCGGCGCUGCUCAAGCCGUCUGAGCUCUCCAAGCACUCGUCCCACCUGCUGGCCGAGCUCGUCCCCAAGUACCUGGACCCCGAGGCCGUGCGCGUGAUCGAGGGCGCCGUGGCGGAGACGACGGCCAUCCUGCGCCACAAGUUCGAUCACAUCUUCUACACGGGCAGCACUUCGGUGGGCAAGGUGGUGAUGCGCGCCGCCGCGGAGCACCUCACUCCCGUGACCCUCGAGCUCGGUGGCAAGAGCCCGUGCAUCAUCGACAGCAAGGUGGACAUCGACCCGGCCGUGCGCAGGGUCGUGUGGGGCAAGUUCUGGAAUGCGGGACAGACCUGCAUCGCCCCCGACUACCUGCUCGUGCACGAGGAUGUGAAGGAGGAGUUCGUGGAGAAGUUGAAGGAGGUGACGAGGGAGUUCUACGGCGAGGACCCGAAGGAGAGCAAGGACUUUGCUCGCAUCAUCUCGACCAACCACGUGAAGCGCCUGUCGAGCUACCUCGACGAGGUGCGCGGCCGCGACGACGUCACGAUCCUCAACGACAAGGGCGGCGAGGUCGAGGAGAGCGAACGCUACGUCGCUCCCACACUCGUACUCUGCGAAGGCAACUGGAUCAAGAAGGGCAGGGGAGGUCCUCUCGACGUGAAGCUGAUGUCGGACGAGAUCUUCGGUCCUAUUUUGCCCAUCUUCACCAUCAAGUCCCUGGACGAGGCCGUGCGCUUCAUCAACAAGAGACCGCAUCCGUUGGCGCUUUACCUCUUCUCCAAGAAUAGCGCCAACGUGGACCUUGAAGACCAUCUCCGGCGGGGCCAUGGUGAACGACACCAUCAUGCACUUCACCGUCCACUCCCUCCCGUUCGGUGGCGUGGGCGACAGCGGCAUUGGCGCCUACCACGGCCAGGCGUCGUUCGACGUCUUCUCGCACCACAAGAGCGUACUCAACAAGACGACCAAGUUCGACCUCUCGGUCAGGUACCCGCCGUACAGCGACAACAAGCUCUCCUUCAUCCAGAUGCUGGCUUGA